GGAGGCGGAAAGGUAGGAAGUGGUAGUAGUAGCCCGUGGUGGCAGAGGAACGCGAAGCAACACGGCUAGGAGAGAAAGAGGAGAAAGAAGAGGGUGGAAGAAGCGGUGGUGUAACCGGAGGUACCGGCGGAGCACUAGGGGGAGAUACGGGAAAAGAGAAAGGGUGAGAGACGUGGAAGAGGGAAAAAGAGAUUGAACGGUGUGGAGGGAGAGGAGAGUCGCGAGGGUGGAGGACAAAGUGGCGGAGAAGGAGGAGACGCGGAGGACAGGAGAAGCCUCCGCUGUCGGAGGACAGAUCCAACGCACGUCAGGAUCCCAGUCGAACGGACCGACGCUGCCGUCGGAUUCUUCUCAGAACCGGUGGACCCGGUGUACCGGAACCCACGCGCCGGAAUAUGGACUCAUUGUGCACCCCCCCGACUAGUGUCCGGCUCGAACAUCGAGAUCGAGACGCGUACGUCUCGUCCCGUCAUCGAUCUGAGUGGUGAAGAGGGAGAAGAGGAGCUUACGUCGAAGAGGACGCUCGAGACAAGUUGAAGAUUGAACGAACUCUGCCUUUUUUUCUGAGACCGGGAACAGGGGUGGGUUAGAGUGAAAUAAUAUAACGAGAGGAUAAAACGAUCGUGCAUAAACUCGCAUGGCUCGGAGGACUGUCAGCGUUCUUACGAUUAGUGUUUUAUUUUCGAAUCCGCCACCCAGGGUGCAGCGAUGAGAUCCAAGCCGGUGGCGAGGAGAUUGGCACAGGGAAGCAGCGACGAAGGCGAGUCGACGUCGAGCACGCCGGCCGGAGGAGGCGCGGGGACGACAGCCGAGAGCCAGGAAAUGGAGGAGAACGGCUCUAUCCGUGGCAACAGUUCCUCGAACAACCCGGUGUACAGAGACGUGCCCCUGGAUUACAACACCCAGUCGAGGCCUUAUCAACGUUACUCACCUGCGAUGGACAAGCAGCAGAGCUACGAGAAGGAGCAACACAGACCGCCCUCGUCCAGGGACGAAGAUAAAUCCUCGUGGGACUAUACGGACAAAGAAAGAAGAGAAUAUACGAGAUCGCGAGAUCCUGGCUACAGGAACGAGUAUCUAGAGGAUCCGACGAAGCAAGAGCAUAAGGAGCAAUCGAACUGUGAAUGGGUGUCACCGGUGCCGGAAGUCGAGGUAGGACUCGCGUCGCCGGGCGGGCCCCAGGUUCGAGCGCGGAAGGACAUUCCACGGGGCGCGAGAUUCGGCCCUUUCCUCGGGAAAUGGACGAGCGACCCUUACAAUCACCUCUUCGCGUGGGAGGUCCGCACGGCAGCGACCGGGGUGAGGGGCUGGUUGGACGCGACGCACGAAACGAAGAAUUGGCUGAAGUACAUACGAAGCGCCAACAGUCCGCAAGCGGUGAACAUGCGGCACGUGCUGAUCGGUGGACAGAUGGUGUACGAGGCGGUGCGGGACAUUGCGGCGGGUGAAGAGCUGCUUCUCGGUGUUCGAGAACCUCUUCAACUCCAGGAUAUGCUCGGCGAGAAUACCACCGAGGACAGAAGCGACCGAGAGACCGCCUCGCAACACAGCGGCACCAUAGACGAGGACAAGGAAGACGAGGAGGAGGGCGAAAUAAGGUGCACCGUCUGCGACAAGCCGUUCCAAGAUAUCGAACUAUUGGACAGUCAUUUGAUAACUUGUCACCGAUAUCCGGCGGAGCAGCAUCGUUGCGACAACUGUCCACGCGCGUACGCCUGGCGACCACUGUUGGUCCGUCACCGUGCGAUCGUCCACGGUGAUCUACGAAAUUAUCCCUGCGAGAACUGUCCGAAGUCGGACAAACCGCAGGUCUUCACGGACCCGUCGAACCUCCAGCGUCACAUUCGCACGCAUCACGUGGGCGCGAGGAGUCACGCGUGCACCGAGUGCGGGAAAACGUUCGCGACCAGUUCCGGCCUGAAGCAGCAUACUCACAUCCAUAGCAGCGUGAAGCCGUUCCAGUGCGAGGUCUGCUUCAAGGCGUACACGCAGUUCUCCAACUUAUGCCGGCACAAACGCAUGCACGCGGACUGUCGCAUGCAAAUCAAGUGCGUUAAAUGCGGACAGUCGUUUAGUACCGUCACGUCCUUGACGAAGCACAAGCGUUUCUGCGAUUCGACGCCUCCCACAGGACCACCGGGAACCAUGCCUCAAUUACCGACCUCGGCACCGAGUCCUUUCCUGGUCUAUCCGAGACCUCCCGUUGGUCUGCCGGGAGGUUUAUCCUUCUAUCCGCCUGGCUUGAUGGGACCCUAUCCCGGGAUUUUCCCAAAUGCACCCAACUUCCUGAACACGCCACUUCUGUUUCCGCCGAAGGUCGAGGAAGCCGAGAAGAGAAGCGACAGUCCGAAAAAGGAACGCUUCACUCCACCAAGAGUGUUGCCGCAACAUAGCAAAGUGUCUCCAUCCACUGCCGAGGAAGCUACAUCUUCGUUCAGACCAUCUCCAGCUAGACCGCCCGUCCAGCCUACUCCAGAAAGCAACGACGACUCGUCUAAGAAACGGGAAUCCAACAGAGGCAGCGAGAAGAAACCGGACUCGGAUACACGCGCCGCUUCGAACGACGAAACUGCGGAUCAACCCCUGGACCUGAGAGUGCAGACUAAAAAACAGGAAUCGAAUUCGAACAGAGCUGAGAGAAAGUCUCACAGUCCGUCGCCAACUCCGAUUCCUAUGGACGAGGCUCCACCACCUCCAGAACCUCCAAAACCUGAAGAAGAGGCAUCCACGCCGAUGGAGAUCGAUCCCAAAGACGUUCCCAGCAGUCCACAUUUGAGAACCAGUUUACCAGCUGAACAACCACCUACCAAUACGCCCCCGCACAUGGCGUACCCCAGACCGAUCCAUCCGAUGUUCCUGGAGGCGAUGUAUCGCGCGCCGACGGGCACGUUUCCAGGUUUUCCGGGUGGUCCGCCGCCUCCUUCGGGCGCGAACCAGGAAUCCAGGCUUUUGCCACCGCUGCCACCGUUCGGUCCACCUCGUGGACUACCUUUUUUAGGAACGUUGAUGAACGGGCUCAGCGGCGCUAGGCCAGGAGGUGGUGGAUUCGACUUGCUCGCCAGGCCGCCACUGGGACCGUUCCGUACUGUGUCACAAUUCGAUGAAGCCGUCAUCCCAACGCCGCACCAUCACCACCAUCAUCAUGCCCACGGCAAGAUGAAGGACCGUUACUCUUGUAAAUUCUGCGGCAAAGUAUUCCCGAGAUCGGCAAACCUGACUAGACAUCUUCGCACGCACACCGGUGAGCAACCGUACAAGUGCAAAUACUGCGAAAGAUCAUUCAGCAUCUCUAGCAACCUUCAGCGACAUGUAAGGAACAUCCACGACAAACAGAGACCGUUCAAAUGUCCGCUCUGCGAGAGGUGUUUCGGGCAGCAGACGAAUUUAGAUAGACAUUUGAAGAAGCAUGAAGCAGACGAUGGAAGCGGUGUGGUUUCUGUCGCGGAUUCGCCUGGAAGCAGCAACGAGAACGAGAGAGAAGAUACAUACUUCGACGAGAUUAGAUCCUUUAUGGGCAAGGUGACGUACGGCGGGGAAGCUGGCUAUGGAUUGCCGCCGCAUCCGGCUUACUUGCCGAGCAGACUUCACGAAAUACACGAGUCGAAGAUAGAGACCGAAUACGACGAGGAAGAAGACAGCGAAGGAGGUGUAUCUCCUUUGGACGAGACUGAUGGAUUAUCUCCAGUCGACGCUAAGGAAUCGACGCCACCACCGCAGUAUGACUUGAAGCUGAGAGACAAGCCGGAACUGCUGAACAACAACACCUCGGAACCCGUCAUCGAAAUCUCGACAUAGCCCGGUCGAAGAAGAAGAGUAUUACUGUCUUAGUGGCACCGCUAUGAACAAUGUCUCGAUGUAACGUUUUUUUAAAGUAGGUAGAUUCCGUCGAUCGUGUUUCAAAGUUACAUACUAUUAGUGAGAGGAGCGUCUGGCUCUGAUUAUGUUUCAAGUGUUUCUUCGGGGAGCACGUAAAAAAAAAGACGUUAUGGACGCAGAAAUGAAGAGCGCGUUUACGGGAUUUCGCAUCCCACGAUUACUUUUUUUUGCACAGUAAGAGUGAUGAUCCGGGGAGAUCGAAUAAAACAUCCGCAAGACACACGCAUACACACAUUCACGUUAACGGGCAAGCUGUUCAAUAGCGUAGUUCCUACAGGCUCGUUUUCAUGGUACACGUGCACGUAAUUAAUAAUUGUUCCCGUUUCCUAAGCCCUCUCAUCGGAAUCGCCCAUCGUAGUGUAUUAUUUAUUGAAGCAGCGAGUUUGCAUCGAACGAGAGACUAUGUCCUAGAGUUUCAAAAACUCGGACUAUCCUUUUAAUGAUUCAUCGUAAUGAUGACAUUGUACACGCAGCACGAUUUAAUCGUGGAUGUGCGGGAGAAAAUCAUCGAUGACGUUUCCUUUCUUUUCUUUACAAUUUGUUCUUUUAGAAAUGUAAGUCGAUCCACGAUGAACGAAAGGAACUGCAGAAAAAUGAUUGAGUUCUUGUGUUAGUCGACGCGAAGCCAAAGCGACGAAGAGGACGGUGAUUGUAGCGAGAGUGUGUUGUAAUUAAGAGAAGAAUGUUUUACGAGAGUCUCUGUACAAAUUUUCAUUAGGUGAUAAUAACGUUUGUAAAAAGGAGAAAAAGAAUACGGAAGUUCUUCGUGAUUUUUAAUAUAUAUAUAUAAAUACAUAUAGAUAUAGAUAUACGUAUACAUAUAUAAAUAUGAGAAUGCGAUCUUAUCGAAUUAACGCGAGUCACGAGGAGGCUCGGUUUUGCGAAUAAUUGUUAUGUUCAAGACGGAUAGAUUGAUAAAAAAGCGUGUUCCCAUCCCGUAUCGAUGGUUCAACGAUGAUUGUUCAACGAAGCAGGCGUUAUCUUAUUUCUUUUCGUUCUAUCCUAGACGACGAUAUGUGAAUAGCGUUUUGGUAACGGCGUUGACGACAUAGAAAAAGAUCACAACCCUUUUUUCACCUAAGGAUAUCACGGAUAUGGAGUUCCAAGUACAUAUCUCUCCUCCCAUCCUUCCCUAUCUCUCCCACUAAAUAGACGAUAAUAAACUUAACGGAUUUAUUAAGCAUACUUACGUCGAAUCGAAUUAAGAACGAUUAUAUUAUGCCUUUAUCUAUACAUACUGUAUAAAAGCAUCCCUGUAACUUCAUUAUAAUUACUAUUAAAAUAUUACACUUCAA
Ceratina calcarata is the source of this 5171-nucleotide messenger RNA. RefSeq names its product MDS1 and EVI1 complex locus protein. Gene Ontology annotation, biological process: regulation of gene expression. The record is from RefSeq and is a predicted model, not a curated record. Gene Ontology annotation, cellular component: nucleus. The transcript is spliced from 8 exons. The coding region runs from base 709 to 3795 and encodes 1028 amino acids. Gene Ontology annotation, molecular function: protein binding. NCBI's taxonomy places the organism in Eukaryota, Metazoa, Arthropoda, Insecta, Hymenoptera, Apidae.